AGCAUCUUUGUGAGAACUCCAGCGAUUGCGUCCACUGUAUUCUUGAAGGAUUUCACUGCGCAGGUCCCUCGCGCACUGGAAAUAAACUUGAAUGACGUAGAUGAAAAUAGUCUCAAUUUCACAUUUCACCGAAGUCCAGUAAGACGGCACGAAGAUUGCGAGGUUAUAUCACUUCCCAGUGAGAUCUCUUCGACUACGUACGGAACCGAGUAUCCUCCCCCAAGAACUGCGAUCAGUGAGUCUUUGAACACACCUACAGAUCAGUCUGCGAUUCAGGUCAGAUUGUGCCAGUUUGAUUUGUUCCUUCACGAUGCACAAUUUUCCUGCGUGUUCAUUGCAAGAAGGUCAACAGAGUCCGCAAGCAAGCAAACAUGUACGUGUACGUGCCCAUGCGCAAACAAGAGAGAAAACUCAAAAACAGUGCAGGUUUAUUCCGUCUACCUCAUUCGCAAGCAAGAUACGGAAGUUCGCAAAAUCAGCGCACUUUACACGAUCUGCUUCCAAACUGUAGUGUCUCUGCUCAUGCAAAGAAGAAGGGAAAAACUCACCGCUCAGAAGAGUGCGCGGUGCUCUCGCCUACAGACUUAUUCAUCGUACAAGUCAUAUGUCUUGGUAAUGUAGAAUUUUCGUCUUACAUUUUGUCUGCUCGAGACCAGCAAC
Molecule: messenger RNA, 660 nt
Organism: Cylicocyclus nassatus
Lineage: Eukaryota; Metazoa; Nematoda; Chromadorea; Rhabditida; Strongylidae
Source: the annotation of a GenBank genome assembly